Messenger RNA from Suillus bovinus, 1088 nucleotides. RefSeq lists its product as uncharacterized. The transcript is spliced from 4 exons. NCBI's taxonomy places the organism in Eukaryota, Fungi, Basidiomycota, Agaricomycetes, Boletales, Suillaceae. The record is from RefSeq and is a predicted model, not a curated record. Bases 142 to 1041 code for a protein of 299 amino acids.
AAUGUAACGAGAAUUGGGCAAUGUAUAUAGAAAGGGUUUGAUGGGUCACCCUUCUGGAGUAUUGUAAAGUUCCAGGAAGAUCAUUUUACAGAAAAUAAUGAUUCUUUUUUGUCAGUGAUCGAAUUUGGAAAUGUGUUUGAGAUGAUGACAUGGAACGUUAACAUACGUAUCAUCGUAAAACCACCAUGUCUCAUGCACAUACAAGCUGCCGGCGCUAUACAGAAAUAUAAAUUUAUCAACGAGUUCGCGCCUGACAAUUCGGAGGAGCCCAUUAUCCAUAGUUCACAGCCAACAUGGCAGGUUGCCAAGAAGCCUCGUCCAGGAUCUGUGGAACGUAUUUUUAGGCUAUAUAUUUUCCAGCUCCUACACAGCAAACACAUCGGCUUCACGUCGGCGGCCUGGAACUCGAUGGUUCAAUGGGUGAUACUGAUCAGUGAUAGGGAUGGCCCGAGGCAGUCUGGCUUGUGGUGUCGUGAUAUAAUGGUGCAGAGCCAGACUCCAGAUACAUGCUGUAUCAACGCCCGCGGAUGUAUAGCAAUUUUGUACAGCAAACAUAAGCGAGCCUUAUAUCCCUGUCAUUUAGCAAUCACUUGUUACUGGUGGUUUGGAGUGCGACUGUUAUGCGCUAUCAGUCGAAUUGCCUCAAAAUUAGAACCGGACCGAGGUCUCUUCAUCUUCACCCCGUAUCUCUCCUUCCCCUCGAUUAUCGACUUUGUGUAUUUCGCUGUCCACUCCGUCUGUACAACCCUACAUCCUUUAUCGACCAAGGUCAUGCCACCCGAAGAGGCCGAGUCAAGCACGUCGACGAGACGGGGAGAAGCGCUACUGCACUCGCCGAUAUAUCGAACGAGUGCGAAGGAUCCACCACCAUAUGGUGCACAGCACCUCCAGAAUGCACUUUGGGAAGCAGGCGGGAAUGAAGCGCUUCCUCCUAAUUGGCACCAGUUUAAGACGUCGUCGGAUGCUGAACCACAAUAUCAAGAUGAUACGCUCUUUAUGGUCUCUUGGAACCGACCUUUACCAGGAGUGCGACUAGGUUAGAGAUGAAAUCACGACAAGGAACGACGAACUCACGGUUGACCAUUGAC